Dimorphilus gyrociliatus is the source of this 565-nucleotide messenger RNA. The record is from the annotation of a GenBank genome assembly. Lineage: Eukaryota; Metazoa; Annelida; Polychaeta; Dinophilidae.
AAUACCAGUUUAAGCGGCUUUCGAUUAGAAUCAACAAUCGUAACCAUCGAGAUUUGCGUAAAAUUUAGAUACAAUUUCAUCUUUACAACUAAUCAUGAUUAGGAAUAUUAAAUUUAAUUGCGAUCUUCAGGGGUUACUACAUAUGAGCUUUAUUAUAGCAUAUUGGAUCUACGGCUCUUGGAGUACUUUAUUUGUUAUUUUAAUUCCUCACUAUAAGGAGAACCAUGUCUCCUUACUAUCAAUCGCAAUGUUUUGUACUAUUUCAUUGUUUUGCAUUUUAAGUUUAUUUAGAGCUACAAUGACGAAUCCAGGAAAAGUACCAGAUUCUCAAUUUUAUGAACCAGAGAGUAAACUUAUUGAACAUAGCUCAAUUUCAAUUGAAGUACCGACUCAACCAAAGACAUACUGCGACAAAUGUCAGAAGAGAAGGCCCGAUAGGGCACAUCACUGUAAAAGAUGUAAACAAUGCGUUUUGAAAAUGGAUCAUCAUUGUCCUUGGAUAAAUAAUUGCGUUGGCGAAGCUAAUCAGGGACGUGAUUUAUAUAAGAAACUCGUAGCAAAAUAA